AUGGCACCUACUGAUUUCUACGACGACGACCUAUAUGAUGGGGACGACUAUGAGCAAGAUCAAGAGGAGGAGCUGAGCCCCGAGGACAAGCAAGCCAUGGAGAAGGGCACUGCCGAUGUAAAAAUAGCCCUUGGUGCCAAUGCUGGCAAAGUGACUGUCAAGCAGAUACAAGAGGCGCUAUGGCACUAUUUUUACGAUGUAGAGAAAUCUGUCGCCUACUUGAGCAGGACCUUUAUUGUACCACCACCGUCUAAACCAACACCGAAGAAAGCCCUAGAGAGUAAGUUGCAUGAGUUCUCGUUUUCACCUUCACUUGGUCUGUUUGUAAGAUGGACUGGAGCGGCGAAGACCUUACCACUGUCGGACUCGUCGCAAAUAUCCAAAGCACUGCCCCUGCCGCCUUGCAGAGCCUCCAGCUUCAGAUCAAAUUCGAAGCUGCUUCAAACAGAGUUCGAUGACAUGCCCUGGUUAAAUACACCAGAGAGUCGUCGAGCUACAUUUGUAGCACCCUCCAAGCCGCGAGGCGGAUUACUUGGCGGGGCGGGAGAGGCCCCGAAAAUGUCCAAGCUGCAAGCCCUCGCGGCCGCCAGGAAAAAGAAGAACGACGAAAAGAAAGAGUACGCAAACGCUUCACGGGCAGAAAGUGGCAUGAAAAGAUUGUCAAUCGCAGAUGGUCCCCAGAGAGAACACAACAUGGGAGCCUCAAGCCCUUCAAAGCGGUUGCGUGGUCCUGUCAUGCAUGCUUUAUCGCGAGAAACAUUGGACAGAUGUGACUGCCGGCGCCAGACCUCUCAAAAUACAGAAUCCAGUGUUGAUCCUAUCGAAGCCAAAGCUUCGCAACAAGAGUCAAACGAAGCGAAUCAAUACCCUCGGGUUCAAAGGGAGGAACAAGAAGAAAGCGAUGCAGAGCUAGUUCGCACAUGUGCGCCAUCAGCCUUCGCCCAGAUUUUAUCCGGUCCUGCUCCAGAUAAUCGUCAAGCAAACAGGCCUGGUUUCUAUGCAAUGCCAUACGCUGCCUCAUCAUCCUUUCUUGCUACAGCAUUCUCUAAUCCCAGUCCGGAUGAUGUCGUCCUAGCAGCACAAGCAAAAGCCGGCAAGAAGACCACAGCUUCUGUCAAAGCGGUAUCCACAGGGGCUAAAAAAGACAAGAAAUUCGAUACUGCCUCUCAAGAUGCAGAUGUGGUACAUGGGGUCUCGAACCUGAAGGUCAGCGACGUUCCGCCCCCAAAGAGCAAAGGCCUUGAUGUAGCCAAGGAGUACGAGCGGAGCAACAGUAAAAAGAGCAUCAGCUUCGUUGUUGUCGGACAUGUUGAUGCCGGUAAAAGUACGCUUAUGGGCCGCCUUUUGCUUGAACUGAAAUACGUUCAAGAGCGCACAGUGGAUAAGUAUCGCCGACAAGCAGAGAGGACUGGAAAGCAGUCUUUUGCUCUUGCCUGGGUCCUGGACCAGAGAACUGAAGAAAGGGAACGUGGCGUUACAAUCGACAUCGCCACCAACCACUUUGAAACUUCAAACGCGAAGUUUACCGUCUUGGACGCCCCUGGUCACAGGGAUUUCGUCCCGAAUAUGAUUGCAGGUGCUAGCCAAGCAGAUUCUGCCAUUCUUGUGAUUGACGCAAAUACUGGAGCUUACGAAAGAGGCCUGAAGGGGCAAACGAGAGAGCAUGUAUUGUUGCUCCGCAGUUUGGGUGUCCAGCGCCUGAUUGUUGCCGUCAAUAAAUUGGACAUGAUUGGUUGGUCACGAGAUCGGUUCGACGAAAUUUCACAGCAAGUCAUGGGAUUUCUCACAGGCUUGGGUUUUCAAAGCAAAUUGGUAAGCUUCAUUCCAGUCUCAGGCUUGAAUGGAGACAAUAUCGCCAGUAUGACAGAGGAUACAUCUGCAACGUGGUAUCAAGGCCCAACACUCAUUACAUCAUUGGAAGAUUUGGAGCCUUCGACGGCCCGUGCCAUUGAGAAACCCUUCCGAAUGUCGAUUUCAGAAGUGUUUCGAUCCCAACAACAGGGCACCACAACACUUGCUGGCCGAAUUGACGCAGGAAAUAUUCAGAUUGGCGACGCAGCUAUUGUGCAGCCCAGUGGAAAAGCCGCGUAUAUUAAAUCCAUCAUGGUGGAUACUGAAGCUCAAGACUGGGCAGUCGCCGGCCAGAGCGUUACGAUUGCCUUGACUGACAUUGAUCCUAUUCACAUGCGUGUUGGCGACAUCCUGUGCAGCACCGUCGACCCAAUCCGCGUUGGGGACAACUUCACUCUGAAGGCCAUGGCAUUCGAGCAUUUAGUGCCGAUGCCAGUAGACCUUCACCGUGGGCGUCUCCACGUGGCUGGACAAAUCCAGUCAAUACCCGCCACUCUCGACAAGGCUACCGGGGAAAUCCUUAAGAAGAAACCCAAGGUGGUUCAGCCCGGGAGCGUGGCUCGCGUGAUGAUCAAGCUGGGCUCCAAGGUUCCGUUGGAAAAGGGUCAGAGAGUUGUCCUUCGCCGUGGCGGGGAAACCAUCGCAGCCGGCUUGUUGGAAUAA
This is a messenger RNA of Metarhizium album ARSEF 1941, 2514 nucleotides long. Its product is annotated as TEF1 protein. The record is from RefSeq and is a predicted model, not a curated record. The transcript is spliced from 3 exons. Bases 1 to 2514 code for a protein of 837 amino acids. Gene Ontology annotation, molecular function: GTP binding; GTPase activity. Gene Ontology annotation, biological process: translation. NCBI's taxonomy places the organism in Eukaryota, Fungi, Ascomycota, Sordariomycetes, Hypocreales, Clavicipitaceae.